Messenger RNA from Pelmatolapia mariae (spotted tilapia), 6027 nucleotides. It is a transcript of the gene obsl1a, whose product is annotated as obscurin like cytoskeletal adaptor 1a. Gene Ontology annotation, molecular function: protein binding. NCBI's taxonomy places the organism in Eukaryota, Metazoa, Chordata, Actinopteri, Cichliformes, Cichlidae. The transcript is spliced from 23 exons. The record is from RefSeq and is a predicted model, not a curated record. The coding region runs from base 1 to 6027 and encodes 2008 amino acids.
AUGGAUAUUUUUGGUGGCGCACCUCGUGUUUUAGGCUAUCCACGUCCUGUAGUGGCCCAGUGUGGAACAGAUGCAACACUGAAGUGCCAAAUUGGUGGAGACCCACGCCCAGAUGUGAUCUGGGAACGCAAAAAUGUCCAGAUCCUGUCUGAAGGACGCUACAAGAUCUCGGAGGAGGGAAAGGUUUACUUGCUGACCAUUACCAGAGUGACCCAGCAGGAUGCUGGCCAGUACAUCUGCAAGGCUAGAAAUAGCAUAGGAGAAACCUAUGCAGCAGCCUCACUUAAAGUUGAAGGAGAGGCCCAGCAACAAGAUGAGGACGCAAGACAGUUAGUGGUCAAUGGUGGGGCGCAACCUAUGCAAGAAAAUGGAGAAUUUGUGGGACACCUAAAUGGCUACAAUGCAGUGCAAAAUGAGGUUGAUCUAACAUCUGAUGACAGACCGCGAUUCCUCAUCAAGCCCCUGUCUUUGCGUGUGGAUCGGGGCGAAGACGCCGCCUUCUCCUGUAAAAUCUGGGGGACCCCUCUGCCAGAGGUGAUUUGGGAAAAGGAUGGGAAGAAACUCAAUGACAUCUUUGAGAGUUCUCACUUCAGCAUGAGGAAUGAAGAUGGUGGCUGGUUCCAACUCAAGAUAUAUCGGACGCGUAUGCCAGACAAAGGCGUCUACACCUGCAAGGCCGUCAACUGCCAUGGUGAGGCCCUAGCUGGGGCCGUCCUUCUUGUCGAACCCGUACCAGAGCGAGGAGACAGCAAAACAUCCUCGACCGGUCACACUAACAGCCAGUGGUCACCAAAGCACAGGGGUGGGAGGCCCAGUUUGUCAAGGAUCACAGCAGAGCCACCUGUCGAUGCGUCAAAAGUGAAGAAAUUUGCAGUAGCGGAGGGGAAACACGCCAAGUUUCGCUGCUUUGUAACAGGGAAGCCGAAACCUGAGAUCAUCUGGAAGAAAGACGGAGUUCCCCUAGAGCCCGACAGACGUCAUCUGAUAUUUGAGGACAGAGAGGGCUACUACACCCUGAAGGUGCUGUACUGUAAAGUGCAGGACACAGGGUUGUAUGUGUGUGCAGCAUCAAAUGCGCUGGGAAACACCCUAAGUGCCGUUCACCUGUCCGUCAAAGGCCCUGCCGUGCGGUUCAGGCGCCCGUUAAAAGACGUGGAGGUGAAAGAGCGGGACGUUGCUGUGCUUGAGUGUGAGGUACCUGAUGAGUCACUCCCAGCUGCCUGGUACCUGGAAGACCAGAGGCUGAUGCCCAGCAGUAAAUAUGGGAUGGAGCAGAAAGGAACCAAACGAAGACUCACUAUUCACGAUGUGGGAACAGACGAUGAUGGAGUCUACCUCUGUGAGAUGCCUGAUGGAGCAAAGAGCAUUGCUGAGCUCUCAGUUAAAGGUACUAUUGUUCGUAAGCUUCCCCGAAAGCUGGAGGUCCUGGAGGGUGAGAACGCAGCCUUCUGCGUGGAGGUGGAGAACGACGACAUGGAGGUCCACUGGUUCAAAGACGGGUUGAAGCUACAUGAAACACACCAAACAAUCCUCAAGUCUUUUGGCAAAACUCACAUUCUGGUCUUUGUCAACGUUGCCUAUCACGACUCGGGAGUUGUGACAUUUGUCGCAGGACGAUCCAAGACUUCAUCACGCCUCAAGGUCAAAGCCACACGACACUGCCCACCUAUCUGUCCGGUGGGAGUCAAAAUGGAUGUAGACAGACCCAACAGUGCGCUACUUACCUGGGAUCCCGCCCCCAGUAGUCAGACCUCCACCCGCUCUGUGUUUGUGCUGGAGAUGCAAGAAGUGGGUUCUCAGGAAUGGCAGAAGUGUUUCACCUCAGAGACCGCCACCUCAGCUGAGGUCACCGGUGACAGUGUACCAUGCGAGGGCAACUACCGUUUCAGAGUUUGCUGCAUUAACAAAUAUGGACGAAGCGGCCAUGUGGAGUUUCCCAAAGUUGUCCAUCUGGUUCCUGGGCCCAAGAUCCUCAGCCGCCUCCAAAGCUGUGAGGUUGUAGAAGGACAAGAUGCUCACUUCUCCAUUGAAUUGUCUGCCCCAAUGGUUGGAACCUGGUUUCUCAGUAGUGCUCAACUGCAGCACGGCGGACGAUAUUCAAUACAACACAAUCAAACAAAGCACUCAGUGGUGAUCCAUGAAAGUCACAUGACAGAAGAUGAAGCAGAGGUCACCUUCAUAGCUAACGGAGUCAGGGAUUCCGCUGUGCUCAACGUUAAACCUGCCGUGAUGAAAUUCAGUCCUCUGUCAGAGUUAGACAGCAACAAAAAGGUGGACAUAGGGGAUGCCAUUGUACUCUACUGUGAAGUCUCCCACCCGUUUGCAAAAGUAUCCUGGUUCAAAGAUGGCAAGGAGCUUCAGGUCUCAGAUGGUCUAAACAUCCAGGCGGAUGGGAAUAUGAGGAGGAUCGUGAUCCAGUCAGCUGAGGAAUCUCACUCUGGAGUUUACACAUGUGAAACUUCAGGGGAUAUCAUUACAUUCAAUGUGGAUGUUGCAGAUCCUCUGGUGGAGUUCAGUCCGGUUGCUGAGGAUGAACUUCAUAAGAGCAGCAUGGAGUUGGACCCUGUGGUGUUGGUCUGCCAUGUCUCCAGAGAUGAUGCUGAAGUUGUGUGGUAUAAAGACGGCUGUGAGAUCAAGCCCAGUGACAACAUAACUCUGCAGGCAGAAGGAACCAUGAGGAGGUUAAUUAUCCGCUCUGCAGAAACCUCAGAUGCUGGAAGUUAUACUUGCCAGGCAGGAAACAGCAGCAUGGAGUUCACAGUCAAUGUCCGAGAGCCUCCAGUGAUGAUAGUGGAACCUAAAGACGAUGUGGUGAUGGAGAGCUACAUCUCAGAGGAGAUCCACCUGCAGUGCGAGCUGUCUCGCUCCAGGGGAAAGGUGCGAUGGUUCAAGGAUGGCCUGCAGGUGGCAGAGAGUGAAAACAUCCAGCUGAUAUCAGAAGGCCCUUACAGGAGGCUGACAAUUCUCUGCAGCUCAGAGGAGGAUGCUGGAGAGUAUGUCUGUGAAACAGAUGGAGACUCCAUCUUCUUCCAACUUGGUGUUAAAGAUCCACCAGUAAGAAUCAUUUAUCCCAGUGAAUCAGAGCUGGAACUGACUCACUUGGCAUCAGAGAGGCUGGAGCUCAGCUGUGAGAUCUCAAAGGCGGAUGCUCCCGUGCGCUGGUUCAAAGACGGUCUAGAAGUAGAGGCAGAGCACUUGAUCCUGGAGGUGGACGGGGCCCAACGGAGGCUCAUUAUACCCAUAACCACUGUGCACGACACGGGGGAGUAUGUAUGUGACACAGAAGAUGACUCUUUGGCUUUCCUAGUAACUAUUACAGAGCCACCAGUAACGCUAACUUGCCCCAAAGACACAGCUGACAAACUGGAGAGUCUUGCUGGCAAACCAGUCAUUCUAGAGAUCGAGGUGUCCCGACCAAAUGCAGAAGUCAAGUGGCUGAUAAAUGGUGAAGAAAUUCAGCAAAGCAGCAAUGUCACCAUCACAGAAGAUGGGCUCAUUCGUCGCUUGACAAUUCACUCUCCCACUCCUGAGGAUUCUGGCAAAUACACUUGUGAUGCUAUGGAUGAUAAAAUUGAUUUCCAGGUUAAAGUUUCAGAGCCACCAGUGAAGAUUUUAAGAAAGUCAGAGAUCAAGAACAACCUAAAGUUCUUGAUUUCUGAUGACAUUGUGCUGGAGUGUGAGCUCUCCAGAGCCAAUGCUGUCGCCAAAUGGUACAAGGAUGGCUGUCGUGUUCAGGGUGAUGAAAGGUUCUGUGAAGAGGAAGAAGGUGCUUUCCGCUCGCUCGUCAUCCUUAAUGCUGAACUCGAAGAUUCAGGAGAAUACUUUUUGGAUGUCGGAGAUGACAGUAUCAGCUUCCAAGUUACAGUAGAAGAGCCUCCAGUGACCAUUGUUGGAAACUCAAAUGACCUUGAAUACCAGGAAAUGAUGGCAGGCGAUGACCUGAUCCUGGCCUGUGAGGUAUCUCGUGCUAAUGCCCCUGUCCAGUGGUAUUGUAAUGACAGGCUUCUCACCAGUGAUGACCGGACCUAUAUUGAAAGCUAUGGGACACUGAGGAAAAUCAUCAUUUCCUGUGUUCAGCCUUCCGAUUCUGGAAAGUAUGUGUGUGACGCUGUGGAUGACAAGAUGGUCAGCGUUAUACGCAUUCAAGUGCCCCGAGUCAUUGAGUUCCUCACUGAACUCCACAACACUACUGUGCUGGAAGGAGAAGAUGCCACCUUUAAGUGUGUGGUUUCCCCAGAGGAUGUCCAGCUGGUCUGGCUCAUGGACAAUGAGCCUAUCACUCUGGGUGAUCAUUUCCAGACAACCCACAAUGGCCUGUGCCACACCUUGGUGAUUAAAAAGUGCCAGAUGCUGGACUGCUCAAAAAUUACAGCAGAAGCUGAAGGACAAAUGAGCAAAGCCAGUCUCAAAGUUCAGGAGGCUCAGGUCAUGUUUACUAAGAAAAUGGAAGCUGUUAUGGCAGAGGAGUUUGGUGAUGCCACCUUGGAGACAGAGAUUAGCCUGGAGGUCGGUGAGGUCCAGUGGAUGAGGCAGGGGGUGGUUAUCCAGUCUGGUCCCCGACACACGCUGGCCCAGAACGGCUGCAAACGCAGUCUCACCAUCCACAACCUGACUCUGUCGGACAGGGGGACUUACCGGUGCGAGACUCUGCAUGACCGGACGCAGGUCAAACUCAAUGUAGAACCCCGUAAAAUCGCCAUCCGCAAAGGUCUGACUGACCAAGAAACCUUUGAACGAGAGACUGCCUCCUUUGUGGUGGAGCUGUCGCACACAGAUGUGGAGGGCAGCUGGCAAAAGGACGGCAUUCGGGUCAAGCCAAACAACCAGUGUAGGGUGAGCACCAAUGGACAAGUCCACGGCCUCACCUUGUCCAACCUUACUCUGGAGGACACAGGCACCAUCGUCUUCUCAGCUGAAGGAGUGCGCACCACAGCGAGGCUCACAGUCAAAGAAACACCAGUGUCCAUCUUGAAACCACUGGCUGAUGCCCGUGUGGAGGAGGAAUUUCCUGUCACCCUGGAGUGUGAAUUCUCCCGACAAAAUGUUGAAGUCCGAUGGUUUAAGGACGGGUUGGAGCUAAAGCCGGGGAAAAACUGUCGGAUCUACUCAAUGGGUCGUAAGAGGUUCUAUCAAAUCCUGCAGUGCUCCCGGGCAGAUUCUGGCACCUACACAUGCGACACAGGGGAAAUCAAAACAUCCUGUUCGCUGGAGGUUUAUGAGCAUGAGCUGGAGAUAGUGCAGGAUUUGGAGGAUCUUUACAUCCAGGAGGACCAGAAUGCCGUCUUCAUGUGUGAGGUUUCUCUGGAGGACGUGACGGGGGAGUGGUACAAAGACGACCACAGGAUCCGACCAACCAGCUCCAUCAAGAUCCGCACUGAAGGGACCAAACACUUCCUGCUGAUGUGUAACGUUAAAGCUGAAGAUGCUGGAGAAAUCCGCUUCGUAGCCAGGGAUGUUGAAUCUACUGCCUACCUUGAGGUAGAGGAACUUCCAGUUUCUAUUGUAAAGCCCCUGCGAGACAGAACAGCUCUGGAGAAACAUCGUGUGAUCCUUGAAUGCACCGUUUCCUCGCCUCACUGCAGCGCUACCUGGUACAAAGGCAGGGAGGAACUGGUUUCCUCAGACCGACUGGAAAUCCUGGCUGAUGGCUGCUCCCACAAACUGGUGAUUCAGCAGGUGUCUGUGGAGGAUGAGGGCACCUAUAGCAUUGAGGUCGGGGAGCACACCUCCAAAGCCAAACUGAUGGUGGAAGCCCAGGCUCUUGUGAUGGUGAAAGAGCUAGAGGACGUGGAAGUGAUGGAGGGAGAGCCGGCGACUUUCCAGUGUGAGUUAUCAGUCGCCAUAAAUAAGCCUCCGGUUUGGACUUUGAAUGGAGAGAACCUUAAGCCAGGGCCCUCUGUCCGCCUGGAAAACCACGGGACAGUCCACAAACUCAUCCUGAAGAGCACCAGCGUGGACAUGAGCGGCACGGUGAAGUUUACCAUGGGAAAGGCAAAGAGCAGCGCCACGCUCAGCGUAACAGGAUGA